Messenger RNA from Lepidothrix coronata (blue-crowned manakin), 4919 nucleotides. RefSeq names its product sphingosine-1-phosphate lyase 1 (gene SGPL1). The transcript is spliced from 14 exons. Gene Ontology annotation, cellular component: endoplasmic reticulum. NCBI's taxonomy places the organism in Eukaryota, Metazoa, Chordata, Aves, Passeriformes, Pipridae. Gene Ontology annotation, biological process: carboxylic acid metabolic process; sphingolipid catabolic process. The coding region runs from base 121 to 1806 and encodes 561 amino acids. The record is from RefSeq and is a predicted model, not a curated record. Gene Ontology annotation, molecular function: pyridoxal phosphate binding; sphinganine-1-phosphate aldolase activity.
GGGCGGUAACCGCGGGGCGGAGCGGCCGCGCCGGGACCCGGGAGGAGGAGGAGGAGGAGGAAGGAAAGAAGGAAGGAAAGAAGGAAGGAAGGAAAGAAGGAGGCGGCGGCAGCAGGAGCGAUGGAUGCUGUUAUUCCCUACAAGGAAGUCCUCCAGAUGUACUGGGAGAAAGCAACAGGCUUUGUGAAUGCCCGAUGUGCUGGACUUGAACCCUGGCAGCUCAUUGGUUUGACCUUUUCUUCUACCCUUCUGAGUGUGUGGCUGCAUGGCUUCCUCUUCCAGCCUGAGAGUUUGACAUCUCGAACCAAAAAACAGUUCUUUAAACUGCUGAGAAAAAUGCCACUUGUUGGAGCCAUAAUUCAAAAGAAGAUUGAUGAAGCCUUGAAUGAUGUCACGUCCAGUUUAUCCUUCCUGAAAGAUGAAAAGGAUUAUAUCAAAGCGCUGCCGGAACAAGGCAUGAGCCAGCCCCAAGUGCUGGAGAAGAUGAAAGAGUACAGCUCCAAAGGAGACGUACGUUGGCAGGACGGGAAGGUCUCUGGGACUGUGUACAGUGGUGAAGAGAAGCUCACCCAGCUGCUAGUGAAGGUGUAUGAAGAGUUUGCCUGGAGUAACCCUCUCCAUCCGGAUAUAUUCCCUGGCCUGAGGAAGAUGGAAGCGGAAGUAGUGAGGAUUGCCUGUACACUCUUCAACGGGGGCCCCAAGUCUUGUGGUGCUAUGACAUCUGGGGGGACUGAGAGCAUCCUGAUGGCCUGCAAGGCCUACCGAGACCUGGCGUACGAGAGAGGCAUCAAACAGCCAGAAAUGUUGGUCCCGGUGAGUGCCCACGCGGCAUUUGACAAGGCAGCACAUUACUUUGGGAUGAAGCUGAUUCAAAUCCCAUUGACCAAGGCUAUGGAAGUGGAUGUCCAGGCAAUGAGGAGAGCUAUCUCGAAGAACACAGCCAUGCUGGUCUGUUCUGCUCCCCAGUUCCCACAUGGAAUUAUGGACCCUAUUGAAGAGGUGGCAGAGCUGGCAGUGAAGUACAAAAUCCCCUUCCAUGUGGACGCCUGCCUGGGUGGAUUUCUCAUUGCUUUCAUGGACAAGGCAGGGUUCCCUCUAAAGCAUCCCUUUGACUUCCGUGUAGAAGGUGUGACCAGCAUUUCUGCUGAUACCCACAAGUAUGGCUACGCCCCCAAGGGUUCCUCGGUGGUGCUCUACAGCGACAAGAAGUACAGGAAGUACCAGUUCUUCAUAGCCCCCGACUGGCAGGGGGGUAUCUAUGCCUCCCCCUCCGUGGCAGGCUCCAGGCCUGGUGGGAUCAUAGCUGCAUGCUGGGCAACUCUGCUGCACAUAGGAGAGUCAGGCUACGUUGAGGCCACGAAGAGGAUCAUUAAAACAGCCCGUUUCCUCGAGUCAGAGUUGAGAAAAAUUGACAGCAUCUUCAUUUUUGGGAAACCAGAGGUGUCUGUGAUCUCCAUUGGCUCGGACACUUUCGACAUUUAUCGAUUAUCCAAUUUUUUAGCUGCAAAAGGAUGGAACUUAAAUGUCCUACAGUUCCCACCAAGCAUCCAUCUCUGCAUUACUCAGCUGCACACGAAGCCCGGCGUUGCUGAAGAGUUCCUGAAGGAUGUCAGGGACAGCAUCGAGGACAUCGUGAAGGACCUCAACGCCAAGACCACAGGCAUGGGAGCUAUCUAUGGAAUGGCACAGUCCGUCCCAGACAGGAGCUUGGUAGCAGAGAUUUCCCAGGCGUACCUGGAUGGCCUCUACAGCACGGAUGUUCCUUGCAGUGAAAAGCACAUGAAUGGCUCUCCCAGCCACCACUGACUGUACAGCAACAAUGGAUGCCUUGCCAGCUGGCACUGGAGUGGUUCCAAAAGUUUCCUAGGGAAGAGAUUGCAGUAAGCCUUUGUUCCUACAACUGCAGGUCUGAGCGUGGCUUGAUCUGGAAGAAUUCCUUCCCUGUCUUAGUCUGUUCUGAAAUCCACGUUAUUUUCAUGCCCAACUUCAUUUUUAGGGAUUUUCUUCCCCUCCCCCUGCCUGUUUUAUCAUGGCUGUUGAUGGUCAGUUGAAUGUCCAUUCCACAACUCCAAAUUCCUCAGGUAUUCUGCGUGUCACUUCAUUCCUUGCUGUUCCUCCUCCUCCAGACCUGGUAUUCAGCCAGUGUCCAACCAAGUGUUAGAUUUGAGUUCCCAUGUUGUGUUCCAAAGCUUCAAUCUUCCCAGAAGUUAAAGGUAGAAAAUAAAUUGAAAAUUUUGUUUUGUUUUGAGUAUUCCUCUAAGCUACUGCAUUUAACAGACUGUGCUGGGAGCCUUAUAUCUGUGUAAUGCAGAGCUGAUAAAUUGGGAAAGGGAAGAUGGUCACGGACUCCUUUUGAAAUCCCCUCUGGAGAUCUCAGUGAGACUGCAAUCAAUAUCUGCUGAGGGGGAGAAAAAAACAACACAAAAUCCUUUUCUGGAACUUCUUGAGUAGCAGCAGAAAUAGAAACCCAAGCGAGUGGUGUAGGGAGAGGAGCUGGAUGGUACAGCUCCCGGUACAUCCUGGGUACAUCGUAGCUGUUUUGCUUCCCUGCCUCUUCCAGAGGACAUGCAUUUACCACCUGGAGGGCUGGUUUUUACCUUGCACAAUUCCGGAGGGAGGUGCAAAACCAAUUUCCCUUCUCAUAACUUGAAGGUUUUCCACUGUCCCCUCGUGAUGCUGUAGCAGAGCUAGCCAGGCCCUGGAUGUCACGUGCAAACGGACGGUGCCAAAGCUGACGGUUCGUUUUUGUUGGUUUUUUUUUUUUUACCACGAUCUUUUAGUAUCAAAAAGGUGACUUUUGUAUUAGCAGUAAUCUUUGCACUGAUUCUUUUAAGGCACAUUCUCAAAAGGGCAUUCACCAUUGUGCCUUGAUGCUUCUCUGGCUUGGUUUUUUUUGGGGUUUUUUGUGGGAUGCCAGGGAGGGCUGGAGGGUUCAGCUGUUGGCUGUGGCCUUGGCUGAGGUCGUCUCUUUAUGGUACUAUGCUGAAAAUAAACUGCAAAGGCAGGCUGGCCUCAGAGGAAGGACACCUGCCUGUAAGGUAGGGUAGUAGUUGUAUUGAGCCAAGUCCCUUCACAGUAUUACAAAGUAUUACAAAGAUGCUGGGAGAGCUCUGCAGCAAGUUGGAGGUGCUCAAGCCUUGGGCAUAGGGCUCAGCCUUCCUAUUUUUCUCUGUUGUUUUUAUGGUGAGAUCGUUUUCCCAGUGCAGCUUGUGAGGCAGUUGUAGCCUCAAGGCCAAGCCAGAAUCUCCUUAAGUUAUUAAAUACCAGUGGAGUUACUCCUGCAGGGCUUUCCCAUGUUUCCUCUGAGCUUUUUGCUUGGAACAGAGAGUUUUCCAGGCAGAAUUCCACACGUGGGCAAAGAUUUCAUGCCAUGUCUGCACAGGGGAUCAGAAGACAUUUCUCUGCUGUAGAGGGCCUGUUGCCUGAAGCUGACCCUUGCUGAAGCACACUUGCACAGUAAUUUUACAGAAUGAGAAAGUCACUUACCAGCCACUGCACAAACCAGUGCAGCCCUGGGCCCAGCCACUGUGGCAAGAAUACUGGCUUUCCAACAGCUUUAUUCUCAGUGCUGGGAGACAAAAGUAUUUUGGCCAUCUGCCCUGAAAUUGAUGACUUGAUGCGUGUCUCUGGGCCCUUUUGAAAUCAUUGAAUUGCUUGAGAGUCUCUUGAUGGUGUUAUCAGCUCUGGCAGUUUGUACUGGACCCACUUAUUCUGUCAGGGUCUUGCCAGUGUGGCCAUUACUGCAUCUCUGAGCUUGCAGUACUUUGGAGACAGUCUUAAGUGUCUGGCUACUGUGAUGGUUCUCUUUUGAACUGAGAUUUAACAAAACAAAGCAAAAAAGGGAGGUACUCUUUUUGUUUCUGCUUUAGAAGAAGGAAGGGAUGGAUCAGGGGUGGGCUGAAGGAGAGAGAAAAUCCCUUCUCUUCCUUCCCUGGUUGCAUUUUUCCUCCCAGGAAGUAGAUGGAUCUAACAGAUAAGUGCUCCAUUUCACAUUUCUGGAAGUAUUUGAAGAUGUUAUUUGUAAGUCAAUGUAUUCUAUUCUGGGCUUUGCUUAUUAAUAAUAUUUGUGGGUUUAGUUGUUUCAUGUGUGUUUGUUCUAUACUGUAAUGUAAUCCUGUGGUCAGGAGCGGGCCACUGUAAUUUACUUGUGUGUAGUCUUUAUUCAUCCUGGUCACCUCACAUGUAAUCUGCAUCUCCUUUAUCAUGCCAAAUGGUCUUAGAAAAAUGGAUUAACAGGCUGUGUGAUUACUUAAAAGACAAAAAAGAAGAAUUUGAUGAACUGGAUUAUGAUCUGAGACUGGAUGGUACUUUAGACCUGGAGGGAUUUCCAUGACUGUUGAUUCCCGUGAGAUUUCCAGCUGUCAGGUUUUCACAGCUGGACACUGAAUUUGUUGCUUGUACAGAGAACUUCCAAGGGAUUUGCCUGCUCUUAGGUACUAGACUGAAGAAUAUCCAAUGGGAUGGACCAAGAGGAAAUGUGUGUCUUCAUGCCAUGGAUUUCAUCUGCACUUUUCUGAUGACGUGGAGGAGAGGGGAAUGGAAGGGUUGCGUACAACACAAUAAUAUCCUGCCCAGUAAAUCCACAUGGACUUUUUAAUGAACAAACAGGAUGAGUUCACCUGAUGGCAGUAUUUGUGUUUCUCUGAUUUGCCACUGUAAAACUGGAGGCUGAAAUAGCUGAAGAGAUGGUGAAAAUGGGCCUAGUUUGUAUUAAAAUGGUGUGUUUAGCUAUCUAGGCUCCUUGAGCUCUUAUUUUCCUGUUUCGAUGGUCAUUUGAAUGACUGGGGACCUGUUGUUCCUGGUCUUUGCUCAUGCACAGCCUGGGCUGUAGCAGGUAGGGAUGGUUUAUGAAUCUUAACAACUCUGCCUGAGGUCUGCUCUGUCAUUCUGUCAGGAUAAAGGGUGUCUGUGGCUACGUC